This is a messenger RNA of Melitaea cinxia (Glanville fritillary), 2539 nucleotides long. Its product is annotated as solute carrier family 12 member 8. The transcript is spliced from 11 exons. Bases 143 to 2107 code for a protein of 654 amino acids. Gene Ontology annotation, biological process: chloride ion homeostasis; chloride transmembrane transport; potassium ion import across plasma membrane. Gene Ontology annotation, molecular function: potassium:chloride symporter activity. Gene Ontology annotation, cellular component: membrane. Lineage: Eukaryota; Metazoa; Arthropoda; Insecta; Lepidoptera; Nymphalidae. The record is from RefSeq and is a predicted model, not a curated record.
GUUUUUGACAAGACGUCAUCGCACAUUUGUCAUGUUUUUUUAUGGUGUAACUAUAGUCAAAUUCUUCGAUUAAAGUAGUUUAUUAGUGCGUUUAUUUAUUAAAAAAUAUGAUAUAAAUAAGGCUGCCAUUAAAUAAACAAUUAUGGAUGAAAAUAAUAGAACAAGGGGGACUGAUUUAGUCGUAGAUAGUUUUCGAAGUGAUGAAACAGGGUACGAUAGAGCUCGGAUGCGAAGACAAUCAGGUGGAUUCGUAGAUUUAGGUAACGAAUCACAGUAUGGUACAGGUGGACAUCAAGCUUCUAGUGCCAAUGAAAUUUUUGCAGAUGUUCAGGGUGAUGUGCCGUGGUGGAAAUCUAAUUUUUUUAUAUCACAGCCGGUUCUCUUUGGAACUUGGGAUGGAGUUUUUACAUCAUGUCUGAUAAAUAUUUUUGGGGUCAUUGUAUUUUUAAGAUCAGGUUGGAUGGUUGGACAGGCUGGCUUGGUGAAUACAAUACUUAUACUUUUAUUUACAGUGUUUGUGGCACUGAUUUCUGUUUUAUCAGCUGUGGGAAUAUGUGAAAGAUGUAGAAUAGAAAGUGGUGGAGUGUAUUUUAUAUUGGCUCAUACAUUGGGCUCUAGACUCGGGGGUGCAUUAGGAAUGGUUUAUUGUUUCGGCCAGGCUGUAGGAUGUGCCUUAAAUGUGUUUGGGUUUGGUGAAUCAAUGGCAGAUUUAGUGGGCACGGAAAAUACAUGGGCAGCCCGUGGCUUCGCCGUUGCAGCUGUGCUUUUGCUAGGCACCAUUAACAUUGCUGGUGUAAAAUGGGUUAUAAAACUUCAAUUUGUCUUACUUUUAAUUAUUUUGUUGGCUGCUGUAGACUUCUUUGUUGGAUCUUUUACAACAGUGCCUGGUGUUGAAUUUAAAGGCUGGCUCGGUGGCACAAUGGCUAAUAAUACUUGGGCUAACUAUCAAGAUAAUUAUACCUGGUUUAAGUGCUUUGGCGUUUUUUUUCCAACUAUCACUGGAAUUCUAGCUGGUAUCAACAUGAGUGGAGAUUUAAAAAAUCCUUCUAUCAACAUUCCAAAUGGUUCCUUAGCUGCUAUAGGAACAGGAACUUUUUUAUAUUUAAUGUUUGUAAUAACAUUAGCAGCAACUGUAACAAGAGAUGCAUUACUAACAAAUUUUUCAAUAACUGCUGACAUCUCUGCAGUAAAAGUUUUGCUUCUAGCUGGACUGUAUGUUAGUUCAAUGAGUUCAUGUCUUGGCGCUAUGUAUGGGACGCCUAGAGUUUUACAAAGUAUAGCUAAUGAAAAGGUCAUCCCUGGUCUCGAAGUACUCGGUCAUGGGAGAGGUCCAAAUAAAGUUCCUAUUUAUUCAAUGGUUGUAGUAGCAGUAGUGACAGUAACAUUUAUAAUCAUUGGAGACAUAAACAAGCUUGCACCAAUUGUCACGAUGCCUUUUCUUAUUACAUAUGCUAGCAUAGAUUAUUCUUAUUUUGCUCUCGCCCAAACAUUUGAUUUGCAACAUAAACGAGAAAUGAGAUUUCAGGGUCAAUCACAAAGAGACAUGCAGGUUUAUGGAGCAACAGGUAGUGAUUUGGAUCUGCUAUUCCCUGAAAGGAUAAGACACAAAAAUGUUGGGGAUUUUACUCCAUCUCCAACUGAUUCAGCCAUUAUGAAUGGACGUAUGGCGUCGAAUGGUGAUGUUCGUCGACCAAAUGUCAACGUUCAUUCAAAAAACAAAAAUUGGUACUCACACCUAUGCAAUAGAUGGCUGUCAUUAAUAGGGGUAGCAAUAAAACUGCUGUUAAUGGUGUUGGUGCAUUGGAUGUAUGCUCUUGGUUGUUUGUCUAUCUUAUGGUUGAUAUGGCUUUAUAUUGGCGCGGCUAAUCCUGCCGUGAAGCCGGGUCGAGCUUCCGAAUUCAGAUUUUUCCAUUGGGUUAAAAUAGCUUUCCUUCAAGCUAUUGGUAAGCGACCCUUGGAGUAUGAGCAGUUGGUAGUAACACCAGUUCAUGCGGACAUUUCUAUGGAACAAGAGAGAUUAAAUGAUGACAACGAAGAUUUUGCGUCGCGAAGACGCUAUCAUCAAUCUACGGCACUGCAAAGUCAUCUCGUUAGUGUGGAUACGUAAACAAGAUAAGAUUAACAUAGACUUUGACUUGGGUUGUCUAGAUAUCUGUAAAAAAGUUAAGUUUUUAUACUUUAUUUAUACAUCAUGCAACUAUGAUAUCACUACUGUUACUAGUAUUAAUUACUAUGAAGUAGCAUUUUGCUCUAAGUCGUUUUUGGGAUUUGAAAAUGUAUUAAAAUAAAAUAAGUGAGAUUAUUCCACGCUGCAUUAUUUUAGGACAUAUAUUUUUUACUAUUAAAUAAGUAAAUAACAUCAGAUAAAAAAUGCUUCGACUGAUUUUUGGAUAUUUAGCUAAUUAACAUUGUAUUUAUUAAGCUAAAAAGUGAUAAUAAAACAAUUUACGCCUUUUUGUGAAUACUGUAAUAUAACGGCUAAUAAAUGUAAAAUCCAGUUUUUAAAUUUAUUUUUAGUAGUAGAUAAUGUUUAGCUAAA